Symbiodinium pilosum is the source of this 2517-nucleotide messenger RNA. NCBI's taxonomy places the organism in Eukaryota, Dinophyceae, Suessiales, Symbiodiniaceae. The record is from the annotation of a GenBank genome assembly.
AUGGUCGAUCUGAUCAGCCAGUAUGAGAAGAUCCAGGAUGAAGUGGAUAAGGUAGCCAUGAUGGCCCUUGAUCUUCAGCCCGGUGAUGAAGUAAUUACGGCUACUUUUACCUAUGUGGCUACGGCAGAAGUUAUUGCGCUCCUUAAACUUACCCCGGUUUUAGUUGAUGUGGAUGAAGAUACCUUCUGUCUGGAUCCGGAGCAGGUUAAAGCGGCUAUUGGUGCAGAGUAUACCUUUACUAAUGGAACCAAAGCCAAAGCGGGAUGUUAUGGUGAUGGUGGAGCCAUAUUUACCAAUGAUGAUGAUCUGGCUGCCCAGCUGAGAAAAGUAGCUAAUCACGGUGCGGAUGUGGCCUUUAUUGCCGUAGGCACCCCUCCGGGGGAAGACGGCAGUGCGGACCUUCAGUACGUAUUGGCCGUAGCCCGCGAAAUUGGUGAGAAUAUGAACGAUUACGGUGUAAUCGUAACCAAGAGCACCGUGCCGGUAGGUACGGCCGCCAAGGUGAAAAAUGAGAUCAACCAGGAAGGAGCAGCGGUAAAUGAUUUUAUGAAGCCAGACCGUAUUGUGGUUGGAGUGGAGAGUGACCGGGCCAAAAGCGUAUUGGAUAAACUGUACCAUCCCUUUACCCUUAACGGGCACCCGGUAAUAUUUAUGGAUGUGCCUUCAGCUGAAAUGACCAAGUACGCAGCCAAUGCCAUGCUAGCCACCAAGAUCAGCUUUAUGAAUGAUAUUGCCAACUUGUGUGAGAUCAUGGGAGCAGAUGUAAACCUGGUGCGCAAAGGGAUUGGUACCGAUCCCCGUAUUGGGAAUAAAUUUAUAUACCCGGGUAUUGGCUACGGGGGCAGCUGCUUUCCCAAAGAUGUGAAAGCACUGAUCCGUACCUCCCGUGAGAACGGACACGAAAUGCGCAUCCUUCAAUCAGUGGAAGAUGUAAAUGAAGAUCAGAAAUCCGUACUUUUCAAUAAAGUAAAAAAGCGCUUUGGCGAUCUUAAAGGUAAACACUUUGCUAUGUGGGGCCUUUCCUUUAAGCCUAAUACGGAUGAUAUGCGCGAAGCACCUUCUGUGGUUAUUAUUAACCAGCUUGUUGAAGCCGGAGCUACCGUUACUGCUUAUGAUCCGGUAGCUAUGGAAGAGGCCAGGCAUAUGAUAGGCGAUAAGAUCAGGUAUGCUAAAGACGAGUUUGAAGCACUUAGCAAUGCGGAAGCGCUGCUGGUGGUAACGGAGUUUGAGUUUUACGAGCAUGAUGUUUCCAACUUCAUCCAUAUUCCUGGCGAGUUGGAUUACAUUCUGCAUUUUGCCUCCCCGGAGUUAAAGGUAUUUGGAGAUGACUACAAUACUCCGGACGGAAGCUGCGUGCGCGACUAUAUUCACGUGGUGGAUGUGAUAUAUAACCUGGAUACACUGACUUAUGCCGGUAAUCUUGAGAAUUUAAAAGACAUUGAAUCAGCGGAUAACUAUCAUUUCCUGAAAGCAGAUAUUGUGGAAGCCGGGCAGAUGGAUAAGCUCUUUGCCGAGUAUCAGUUUGACAGUGUCAUUCACCUGGCAGCAGAAUCACAUGUAGAUCGUUCUAUCACUGAUCCUUUGGCUUUUGUGCGUACCAAUGUUAUUGGAACGGUAAACCUGCUGAAUGCCUUCCGUGAUACCUGGAAAGACAAUUUUGAAGGAAAGUUAUUUUACCACAUCAGUACGGAUGAGGUGUAUGGCACCCUGGGCAGCACCGGGCUUUUUGAAGAAACCACCGCUUAUGACCCCAAUUCGCCCUAUUCAGCAUCCAAAGCCAGUUCUGAUCAUUUUGUGCGGGCUUACGGUGAAACCUAUGGUUUGCCACAUGUAGUAACCAAUUGUUCCAAUAAUUACGGGCCUAACCAGUUUCCUGAGAAACUGAUACCCCUAUUCAUUCAUAAUAUUAAGAAUAACAAGUCUUUGCCGGUAUACGGUGACGGAAAAUACACCCGCGACUGGCUGUAUGUGAUCGAUCACGCCCGCGCCAUUGACCUUGUGUUCCACCAGGGGAAGGAAGGAGAGACUUACAACAUUGGCGGCUUUAACGAGUGGCAGAACAUUGAUCUGAUCAAAAUCCUCAUCAAACAGAUGGAUGAAAAGCUGGGCCGCCCGGCCGGUGAAUCUGAAAAACUGAUCACCUACGUAAAAGACCGCCCCGGCCAUGACCGAAGAUAUGCCAUUGAUGCCAAUAAGAUCAAAAAUGAAUUAGGCUGGGAACCUUCCGUAACCUUUGAGGAAGGCCUUUCGGAAACCAUUGACUGGUACCUGGACAAUGAGGCAGAAGGUUGGGUGGAUCUUAGCCCGGAUCGCUUUUGGGAAAGAGGAGGCUAUGCCUUUAGUGCAGAUAAUGGUUAUGCACUGGCCUUUCAGGCGGGCCUGAACUAUGAGUUCAAUGCCUGGCUUAAUCUUAAUGCAGAGUUGCCGUUGGUGUAUCAGUACAAUAAUCGCGAUGAGAUAGCCUACCUGAUCCCCGCUCCGAUGGCAGGAAUUAGUGUGGAUUUAUUCAAUCAUUAA